Lycium ferocissimum is the source of this 2765-nucleotide messenger RNA. Its product is annotated as zinc finger BED domain-containing protein RICESLEEPER 1-like. The record is from RefSeq and is a predicted model, not a curated record. Gene Ontology annotation, molecular function: DNA binding. The coding region runs from base 209 to 952 and encodes 247 amino acids. NCBI's taxonomy places the organism in Eukaryota, Viridiplantae, Streptophyta, Magnoliopsida, Solanales, Solanaceae. The transcript has 2 exons.
CUAUAACAAAAAAGCUCCCCCAGUCUGGUAUCACCUCGCCUCCAACUCUCCAAGUCUCUUUUUCUUCAAUACCCAUUUGUUCUUCAAUUUUGACCCACACACAAAAAAUCCCUAAUCUGGUAAUCCCUAUCACCUCUGCUCCAAGUCUCGUUUUCUUCAAUUUCAUUGUAUUCUAAUCCCCAAGCUUCCGUGGAGAAGAUAAAGGAAGAUGGAAGAUGACGCAAGUCAAACAGCCAAUGUCAGUGGAAGCGCACCUAUUACUGAAUCUCUUUAUUCAACACCGGAAGUUGAGAAAGAUCCAAUGAAUGUGAAGAGGAAAUCUAUACAACCAAGAUCUUCUGCUUGGCCACAUUAUGAUAAGCUCAUAGAAUAUGGAAUUAAUAAAGCAAAGUGUAAAUAUUGUGGUAAAGUUCUCUUAGCUGAUCCAAUUAGAAAUGGAACAAGUGGACUGAAUAAACAUUUGAAAACUUUUCCUAAAAAUCCAAAUAAGGUUGACACUUCCAAUUCCAAGUACAAACAAUCAAAUUUAAACUUUCCAUUAGAAGGUGAAAACGGUGAUGGGGCAACUUGGACUUUUGACCAAGAGGUAUCUCGGAGGGCUUUAGUUGAGAUGUUAAUUCUUGAUGAGCUUCCUUUUUGUUUUGUUGAAAAGAAAGGUUUUAAGAAGUUUAUGAAAAAAAUCCAACCUUUAUUCCGAGUUCCCUCCCGUAGAACAGUGACUAGGGAUUGUUAUGUAGUUUUUGGUGAAGAGAGACAAAACUUUAUAAAGUAUUUUAAAGAAACAUCACCAAGAGUUUGUCUAACCAUAAACACAUGGACUUCUAUACAGAGAAUAAAUUAUAUGUGUUUGAUAGUGCACUUUAUUGAUAGUGAUUGGCUCUUGCAUAAACGAAUUUUAAACUUUCAGGUUGUCACUAGUCAUAAGGGUGACGAAACUUACCCGUUGUAUUAGUAAGUGUUUGCUUGAUUGGAAAUUGGAGAAAAUAAUCACUAUAACUGUAGAUAAUGCCUCUUCUAAUGAUGUCAUGGUGAAAGAGUUACACAAACAAAUAGUUAAUUGGGGAUCUAACAUGAAAUGUGGUAACCAUCUUCACGUGAAAUGUAUGGCUCACAUUUUGAAUCUUAUUGUGCAAGAUCACAUGAAAGAAGUUGGUCCAUCUAUCAAACGUGUUAGGCAAAUGGUGAAAUAUGUUAGACAAUCUGCCGCAAGGGUUAGAAAAUUUGUGGAAUGUUGUGAACUAAAAAACAUAGACAGUAAGUCAUUAUGUUUAGAUGUUUCGACCCGGUGGAAUUCGACCUACUUGAUGUUGGAUGCCGCACAAUAUUUUGAGAGUGCAUUUGAUAGGUUUGAUCUUGAAGAUGGUGGAUUGUCAACUUAUCUUGCUACUCAUGUUUGUGAAGAUGGAAGUAUUGCAGGUGUACUUGAAAGUGAUGAUUGGCAAAAGGUGAGAAACAUGGUAUAUUUCUUAAAAGGUUUUAUGAUCUAACUGAGAAGGUUUCAGGUUCACUUUAUGUCACUUCUAAUGGUCACUUUGAAGAUAUAGUUGAGCUUCACAAUCAUUUAAGAAAGUGUAUGGAAGACGAUGAUCCUUCUUUGGCAAAAAUGGGAGAAAAAAUAAUAGAAAAGUUUGUCAAGUAUUAGGGUGCUCCUGAAAAAAUGAAUAAGGUGUUUUUUAUUGCCUCUACUUAGAUCGUCGUAAAAAAACUUGAGUAUGUUGGCGACACACUUGAGGAUAUUUUUGGAGAUGAAAAGGGGAGUGAAAUAAAAGAUGAAGUGGUGAAUUACAUGAAAUCUAUGUUUGAAGAGUAUGUAGCAAAAUUCUCUAAUGCAUCUCGACGCACAUCUUCUCUCUCUGAUUCAUCGGGUCAAACAUCAGAUUCAUCUAGCUCUAGCACUAGCACAAAAUCAGCAAAAGUGAGAAAUAGGAUCCAAAUGAAGAGGAACAAACAAGAUGGUACAGGUUUGGGUGGUAAGUCGGAGUUGGAAAAGUAUCUUUGUGAAGAACUAGAGCUGAAUGAUGAUGAUAAUGAUGAUGAGGAUAAUUUUGAUAUCUUAUCAUGGUGGAAAGCUUAUUCUCCUAGAUAUAAAAUUCUUUCAGAGAUGGCUCAUGAUGUGUUGGCAAUUCCUAUUUCUAGUGUGGCAUCGGAAUGUGCAUUUAUCACCGGGGACCGUAUUCUUGAUUCAUAUACGAGUUCUUUGACUCCGAAAUUGGUGCAAGCUAUUAUUUGUCUUCAAGAUUGGUGUCGAAAUGAGCCUUAUCCCGUAAAUGUUGAAGAAGAAUUUAAUGAUCUUAUGAAACUUGAACUUGGUAUGUUUUUCAGUUUUUGUAUUUUGUUUUUAUAUUUUUUUACUUAGUUUAAUUGUUGACACAUCUUAAAUUCUUUUUAGAUAUGGCUGAUAGCUCAAAAGAUUCCCUCGUUCUUGAUUUGUAAUCGCAAGAUGCCUCAGGUAAUCUAUUAAUGAAUUGUUAGUUUAAGUGGAAUUGAACAAAGUAGCUUUAAUUUCGAUGGCCUGUUCAUUAUAAUGAACUUGGCUAUUUCACUGCCUCUUUACUGCCUAACUAGUUGGAAGUUUAGUCGUUGUUGGUGCAUUUAUACGCCAAGGAGUCUGGUUAAUUUGUUUGGAUUGUUGUUUGUUUAGUGUGGUCUCGAGCUUUGGACAAACCUUAAAUUGAGUAUUAGAACGAAUAGAAUGUUCACAUAGCUAAAACCUAACUAGUUUUAGAUGGUGACAUUUUUCUAUGUUGAUGUUGGUAAUAGUUCAC